AUGGUUUCAUCACCAUUCCUCGCCGUCGCGUUAGCGGUUUUGGCCAUUCGCAGCGUUAAUGCUGGUCCAUGCCGUCCCUCAUCUGUCUCAACCACCGAGGGCUCUAUGUCAAGCAGCCUGGAAUCCACGCUUGCUCUUUCCACCACUGCUGAGCUUUCUGUCUCUACAACGCAAACUGCAACUGGUUUUAACGCUGCCUCUUCAUCUGAAACUUUGGCCGAUGCCACCACGACUACCCAAACCGCUCAAGACACCACCACGACAGCCGUCGAGACAACAUCGAUCACUGAGCCUUCUGUCGCCACAGCUGGAGCAACUCCUGUCUCCGAAGAUAUCUCAACUUCUGUUACUCUGAGUGAUGACACCACGGUCCUCCUUGCCACCACUACGACUACUCGGGCUGUCGAAGACAUUGCGACGACAGCCCCAGCAACGACAACGACCACUGAAGCUGCUGGGCCAGACGAGUGCACUCUGAACGUCGAGUGUGAGACUAUCUACGGCUUGGCCAAGCCCAUUUGCGAUGCCGGCACUUGCGUUCCCGACAACAGCCAGCCCAAUCCAUGCACCGAUGACAAUGAAUGUACUGCCCCCGGCGAAACCUGCUCGGACUCUGGUUUCUGUCAUAUCGCUUCAGAAGAACCAGAUUAUUGCGCUGAUCAAAACGAUUGCCUCUUGUCCGCUAAGCCUGUUUGUGCUAUAGGACUCUGCGAGUGCUCCCAAUCGACAAACCAAUGUACACCACGAUCUGAUCUGCAAUUCUGCCAGUCAAAUGCUGGGUGUUCAGCUGGCGCUACUUGCCAGCAGGGUAUCUGUGUUGAUCAAGUUAACUGUGGUAAUCCUUCAGAUUGCGAUAGCAACUUGGAUCUGUGUGUUAUUCCUGGAGUAUGUGUCUGCCAGAAUGGUGUUUGUACCCUUGGCGUUUAA
Molecule: messenger RNA, 927 nt
Organism: Fusarium musae
Lineage: Eukaryota; Fungi; Ascomycota; Sordariomycetes; Hypocreales; Nectriaceae
Exons: 1
Coding region: 1-927 (308 amino acids)
Source: RefSeq, a predicted model, not a curated record